CGAAACAAGUCCAGAACGUCCAGAACUCCAGACGAGUUAGAACUGGUCAGAACCGUCAGAACAAUUGACGAGGUGCAUUGUGCGCAGCUAAGACGAGACAAAAACAGAAGCGUCUUCAUUCUUUGAGACUACUAUCUAUAACAACUGACAACAUUCUAUCAAUAAAGCGGAUCGGCAAAGGACAAUGGAGAGGGGCCAAAAAAGACGGCGAGAGUGGGGGGAGGAUCUGGAGGACGAGUAUUUCGCCGAACCAGAUGCUCAAGCAUCGAAUGGAAUAACCUGGGAAAAUGCAUUCCCCGGCGCAAAAUCAGAUUAUCGACUGAAGGGGCUCAGGAAAAUCGCGCAGGGUAAAACAGUCAUCGGUAAAGUGAAUUGGAUCCACUCCAGGGGCUUAUUGACGACUGGAUCAGGCACGAGAUCGUACCUUCCAUUCAUGAUUGAGGACAGGUCAGGAGAAAUGCCGGUCACAGCCUGGCACGAAGUGGCUGUGCCUUUAUUCAACAUCAUUGAGGAAGGACAGUUCGUGAAAUUAAUCGGGAGCAAAGUGGAACGGAAGAGGAACAAAGCAGAUGGACACGAAUUUCAGAUCACAGUGGGGAGAGGGUCAAAAGUCGAAGUUUGUGUCAAACUCGGUGAAAUUUGCGUCGUAGACCCAUCUGUUCCAAUGCAGGUUCAAAUUAGCUAUUUGAAAAAACCACACACCUGUGCAUCAAUCACUCUGGACGUGAAGAUGCUGGUAUCUGAAGGGGUGCAAUGCAGCCAGGCAGGAGUCCAGUACGUUCACUUCAUUGGCUCUGAUGGGACAGGGGAAAUCUCGUGUAUAAUCUAUGAACCACACAGCGCUAAGAUCGGCCAUCGAAUAAAGGAGGGAACUCGCGUUCAGUUGGAGAACGUCGCAGUCAAACAAAUAAACCCAGAGUACCAAUCCCACUGUAACCACCCAUUGGAGAUUGGAGUUUUCACAGAAGCGAGGAUAAAAAUUCUGGAGGAAAGUACUAGGACGUGUCCAAGUACCCAAACUGUUGCAGCUACACCUGCGAGCAGUUGUCCCACUGCUGGGGGGAGUCGUCCAAGGACUCCCACACUACAGAGACCAUCCAACGUGAUGGAGCGGCCAAUUCAGGAGAAUGUGCAGGUAAAGUUGGAGAAUGUGGUUGAAAGUAACGUCGACAGAAGUAUCGCACCCCCGUGCGAAAACGAUGUGGAAAUAAACACCUGCAAGGAAGGCAGGGUAACCAAACUCGACCCCAUUCAUGACAGCUAUGGGCGCUUUUAUACUAAGGACUACGAUUGCAACUACAACCUAGACGAUGAAUUCACAGAGCCUACAGAGGCGAAGUAUUCUGAUGCUCCAACUGCCGAUGAAGUGAGCGCAGAGGCGAAGGACGCCAAUGUUUCAAUUAUGAAUGAAGGGGUUGCGCUUUCUCUCCCUUCACCAACGUUCGAGCGAGUGUCACCCGUCGUCGGCCAACCUGGGAUAUUCCUCACUGUCAGAUAUGUGGUCACUCCACAGACUGCCAAAAGCUUCCUGUAUGACAUGCCUUACUUCACUUUUGUUGGUGAAGUCGGUGGCAAUUACAUCACGUGCACAGUCUACGACUCAAAUUCCACCCUUAUUCGUCCCAUCGAAGUGGGUGCCCGUGUGAAAGUGUUCAAUCAUGAAUUGGUACAUAUCGACGAUAGAUACCCCUUACUGUGUGAUAAUCCACAUCAGAUUGUCGUCUUCAACCCAAGCAACAUCAAAGUUGUGAACUAUGGUGAAAGAACAGCUCAGAAGUUCUACCUGGCCACCUUCGACGGACUAGCUGAUCUGCAAGUUUAUGAUUUUGUUGAUGCAGAUGUAAUUGUCGCUCGAGUUGAAUGCGAUAAGGGUGUCGUGAAUAUUUGGAGAUUAAUGGUCAUGGAUGUAAAUAAAUACUUGAUUCCGAUCAUCAUCGCUGGAUCAGAAGAGAUUUUUUCCUCUUUCCUCAUUGGUAACAUUGUCCAUUGCAGCGACCUCCAAUUUCGCAUAAUCAGGGGAAAGUCUCAGCUCCACUUCAUUGAUGGAAAAUCCAAAAUUGAGAGGAAAUCGGUUGAUGAAGCCCGUUAAAUAUUCAAAAAAGACUGGAAUGCUCCGCAACUUUUUUUUCAUUUGCUCUUAGUAUUAAAGAAAAUUACAUUCCUUAAAGACGUAUCUCAGAGACAGAUAUCGUGGAGACUAUUUAUUUAUAUACAUUAUUUGAAGACUUUAUUUGAAUGUUAAAGUUAUCCCUGGAGGAUGAAAAUGGAUUGUGAGUAUUGUGUUCAAUAUUAAGGUUUUGCUCAUUAUCUACACCAUGUACUAGUUUUUUUAUCUGUAAGAUUGUGUUAGUGCUCAUAUUUAUGCUGUGUCAAGCCAAAGACUUGGCCCAGUUAAUAAAAUUUUAUAUCGAGUUCUUAA
This is a messenger RNA of Diachasma alloeum, 2419 nucleotides long. RefSeq lists its product as uncharacterized. NCBI's taxonomy places the organism in Eukaryota, Metazoa, Arthropoda, Insecta, Hymenoptera, Braconidae. Bases 185 to 2089 code for a protein of 634 amino acids. The record is from RefSeq and is a predicted model, not a curated record. The transcript is spliced from 8 exons.